Messenger RNA from Setaria italica (foxtail millet), 4987 nucleotides. RefSeq names its product disease resistance protein RGA2. The transcript has 3 exons. Gene Ontology annotation, molecular function: ADP binding. NCBI's taxonomy places the organism in Eukaryota, Viridiplantae, Streptophyta, Magnoliopsida, Poales, Poaceae. The record is from RefSeq and is a predicted model, not a curated record. The coding region runs from base 836 to 2344 and encodes 502 amino acids.
AUUCAACAUAGAUUUGUUCUUGGUCCAUAAUUUAGAUCUCAGUUGGGCAUUUGGCUUGAGGGUGAAAUGCACUUUUGCUCAUCUGCGAAGGGACUACUUGGAUGCCCAUUUUGGUUCAAGAUUCUGAGAAGCAACUCAUCAUAUCUCGUUCCAAAGCACGAAAUCUUCAGGAGGUGUAUCCAUGUUUAGACGUGUGCAUCUAUUUUUUUGGUUCAAAAGACCAAAGGGAUUGUCAGCAGAUUUGUGCACAAGUCAAGAAGAUGUUAAGUGUGAUUAUUCGGUUGUACGAUGAUGCAUUGAUGAGUUACAACAUCGACUCUCAAGAGUUAGAGUUUGUCAGCAACAUGUAUUGCCUCCCUGCAGAGGACAAAACAGAGACAGGCCGAAGCUGCCAUUUCCCACAGAAUGCGCUGCGCAUGGCAACUUUUCAGCUGCCGUGCCCUCGCGCGUUCAUGUCUCAUUGGUUUGGUCGGUUGGCUUCUUCUUCACCGCCGGUGAUGUGGGCCCAAGCUUUGUUUUUGUAGACCUCACCUGCUCAACGUUGGACGGAGAUUUUCUCCGCCUCGUCCGGGAGCCAGCGAGGAAUCCGGAGACUCCAAAGCAGGGAGAGGAAUUUCAAAAUCCACACGUACAGGCUUGGGAAAAGCAAGGAAGGAUCCAGAGAGGGAUCGGGAGGACGAGCAGGCAUCGCCGGCGGGCGUAGCAGCCAGGCCUACUGCGCUCCGCUCGGACUCUCCACUCCAAGGCGAGCAGCAGAAUCCGACGACUUCGGAGGAGCGCGAUUUCUGCUGCUCGGGUUCGAUUUGGUGCCCUCGCCGGCAAAAGCUUCGAUUUCAUGGCUCCCGACGGCCGGCGGCCGAUUUCCAAUGUCAAUCUUCACCUUGACGCUUCAGUCCUGGGUGAACUAGCCUCUAGAUCCAUCAAUUUCUUCACCAGCAAAAGCUCCAAGCCAAGGGUGCUGGACGUGGAGGGCAGCCUGCAAAGGGCUCUCCUCCGGGCGCAGGUUAUCAUCGAUGAGGCCACAGGACGCCACAUCACGAACCAAGCUAUGCUCCAGCAGCUGGACAUGCUGAGAAAUGCCAUGUACCAAGGCUGUUACAAACUUGACGCCUUCAGAUACCAACACCACGAUGAGAAGUAUGCCGAAGAUCAGGUUGUGAGUCAUUCUUUCUUUGUCUCCAAAGUAAAUUCUAUGAAAGGGAUAUGUUCUUCAAAGAGAAAGACACAGAUUUUAGAACAACUGGAAGAUGCCCUUGACAAUUUGAGCACUAUGAUCAUUGAUAUGAAAGAGCUGGUUCUGUUCUUGACGAGCUACCCUCACCUGUACCGCCAGCCUUAUAGCAUGCACCUACUGCUGGGCAAGUGCAUGUUUGGCCGCCAGAUGGAAGCAUACCUUGUUCUCAACUUCCUAUUGCACACACAACCUAAUGGUGCUGAAGAAUUGGAGGUCCUGCCGGUUGUUGGCCCCAUCAAAGUUGGCAAGAGUACCCUUGUCGCGCAUGUUUGCAAUGAUGAAAGAGUCCGUGACCAUUUUUCAGAAAUCAUGUUCUUGAGCAACCAUGAUUUCAAAUAUGAGAAGUUAACCUAUUUGAGGGAAGGAUGUGUGAAGAAACAUCAGAAUUCCACACCGAGCAAAUAUGGGAGAAUGCUCGUUGUUGUUGAGGCGACUGGAGAUUUCAAUGAAGAUGAGUGGAAGAGGUUGUAUGCUAGUUCCAAGCAGUGCAUGGCAAGUGGUAGCAAAAUCAUAAUAACAAGCCGGUCUGACAAGAUCACAAAGCUUGGAACGACGAGGGCAGUGACACUGAAAUAUUUAUCCGAGGAAGCAUACUGGUACUUCUUCAAAACACAUGUGUUUGGAAGCACUGAUCCCACGAUGCACCCAAGAAUGGCAUACGUAGCCAUGGAGAUAGCCAGGAUGUUGAAUCGAUCUCUCAAUGCUGCAACAACCAUUGCCUGUUUGCUGAGGGACAAAUUUGGCAUCCACUUUUGGUGCAAGGUUUUGACCUUUUUGAGAGGGCUCAUCAAAUGGCACGUCUCCAGUUUUGGUGAGCAUCCAGGUGAUGCUCUGCGCCAAUAUAAACCUGCACAUCUUCGGAGUAUGGUUAGAACUUCUGAAGAGAUAGUGGUUCAUCAUCAGUACAAUUGCUCUUCACAAGAGGAGGUCCCAAAGAUAUCAUUGGCGAGUGUGAUGUAUGGAAACGUUAAGCCUCCUUCUGGGAAGUUUGAAGCCCUAGUAUGGAGGUCCCCAAUACCGCCCUGCUACAACUACAUCUAUACUUGUGAGAUAUGGUUACCCCAUUUUGGGCUGGUGUUGGAGAAAUUCAAAGAGUUACCGCUUUGUUAGAAUUUUCAGUGAAGCACGGAGAAGCACUUGAAUUUUGUUACUGAUGACCUGUGGAGGAAAAAGAAUUUUGUUACUGAUGACCUGUGAAGAUAAAAGAAGAUAAGCUCGUUAAGAGAGCAAUGCUGCCGUGGGUUCUUGUUAGGAUCAGAGCAAGGUCACAUCUCCCUGAUGACUCGCAGCGAAGUUAAGUCUCUGACAGCGAAGGAAAUCUACAGGUGGCCCCGAGACGGUGAUGGCCGAAGCUGCCAUUUUUGACGGUGCGUGUCACAGUCAAGAAUCACUUCAGGAAAAAUGUUCAUCAAGUGUAGUUUUUCCAACAUUUCCUGGACCACAAUUGGUAGUGAGGACGCCAAAAUAGCUUGGACAGAGCAACUGCACUAGGGUUGAGAGAGUAUGGAUAAGUUACCUGGAGGUGGAAACUGGCAGCAUAUAUUUGCAUGAAGACCCCCUGGUUCGGAUGUGGCUCAUGUCACCGGCGGCGGCCACAGCCGCCGUCCGCCCUGGUCGGAAGCCGCAACUCCGUCACCAGCGGCGGCCACAGCAGCCCGGGGUGAGCCCAUAAAACUGCGUGUAGUUUCACGUUUUAUGCUGUAUAAAUCGAUCCAUAUAGCAUCAAAUCAGUCCAUUAUCUCAUUGUAAAAUGAAUUUGCCUUGAUCCAGCCCGGGUCCGGCUGCAGUUAUGGCUCCGCCCUGACCAUCACCCAUCGCCCUGCUGAGAGCCUGAGACCACAGCCCCAACCAGUCAGUCGUAGCCGUCGUCGACUACGAGUCGAUGAGUAGCUUGGACUUGUUCAUGCCAUCGUGUGAAUUUUCCCCUCUUUUUAUUUCUGUGAGCCAAACAAGCCCCAGCAACCUAGCUACUAGCUCCUAGCCUCUAACUGCGCCGUUCAAUUGUCCUGCUGGUCAAAUCAAUACCCAGCAGCCAAACAUGGAGGCAGUUGUCUCGGCGAUCAUCGGCGACCUCGCCGGUAGAUCCAUCUCUUUCCUCGUCGACACAUACCUCAACCUGACGGCACCAACGACCGGCGACGACGACGAGAGGCUACACAGGCUGCAGCAGCUGCUGCGUCGUGCCCACGUCAUCGCCGAGGAGGCGGAGCGGCGGCGCGUCACGAACCACUCCAUGCUGCUGCAGCUGAACACCAUGAGAGAGGAGAUGUACAGAGGGCACCACGCGCUGGCUCACAUGCUGGCCAGCCGCCGAGCCCGCAGCAGGGACGACGACGGCGACCAGGAUGACCAGCGACGGCACGCCGACGACGACGGUCCGGUGAGCCAUCAUCAUCCCUUCGCCAUGUCUCAGUUCAAUCCUGCCAAGCGUGCCCGCCUGGUGAUCCGUAGCAGGGAUGGUCAUCGUCAGAGCGAGAAACGGAUGCAGCAAGCUCUGAAGCGCAUAGAAACCAUAAUCACUGACGUGAAAGAUGAGUUCGUCGUGUUCUUGACCGCUUGUCCUCCCUUGGGGCGCCAGCCGUACAGCUCCUACAUGAUCAUCGACAAGUGCAUGUUCGGUCGCCAAAUGGAGAUGGAACGUGUCGUCACCUUCCUACUACACGACGACGAAGAAGAAGAUGAUGAUGGUGGUGGUGGUGCUUCGAAGCUAGGUAUCCUGCCCAUUGUAGGCCCCACAAAAGCCGGAAAGAGCACCCUUGUCGAGCAUGCUUGCAACGACGAGAGGGUGCGAGAUCACUUCUCGCAGAUAGUAUCUUUCACCCUUGGCGACCUUGUAGAUGAAAACACACUGGCCCUUAGAAGAGGCCGAGUGAUCAGGCAUCGGCGCUGCCCCUCAGAUGAAGGCUGCAGGGUAUUGGUCAUCGUUGAACUGGAUGGAGAUAGGAAUUCAAGAGGUAUGGAUUGUACUAUCAUGGAGGAUUUGUUCAGAAGACUGCGAUCCAUCUGCAGAACUCGCGUCCCGUGUGUAAGUAAAAUCAUAGUCAAAAGCCGAUCCGACAAGAUUGCGAGUCUCGGAACAACGGAACCUCUUAGGUUAGAUCAUGUAGCUAAAGAAGCUUAUUGGUACUUCUUUAAGGUGUGUGCAUUUGGAAGCACAGACGCCUCAGAGCACCCGGAACUGGUAUCAAUAGCCAUGGACAUGGCAGUGGAGAUGGAUAGGUGUUUCGGGCUCCUGGACGUAUUUGCUGGACGCUUGAGAUCAAAUUUCAAUGCUCGUUUUUGGAGGUUGAUGCUGGAGGUUGUAAGAGAAUUCAAGAAGAAGAAUCUCCUCAUGAACGAUGCAUGCCAUAGUGAUCAAAACCGGGAGGUGACCGAGCCGGCAUCAUUUAACCCCAAAAGAACCCAAGAUCAGUUUGUGUGUCAUGGCGACUAUGAACUAACAGGCUUUGUGGACGGAGAAGUUCCAAUGAUAUCAUUGCACGAUCUCAUUUUUGAAGGCACCAGGCCACGAGGAAAUCCCGCACACCACCUUACUACAGCCACGCGUACAGCUUCGAGAUACUGAGGCCACAGUGUAUGACCAUCACUCAGCAGGAAGAAGACAGCAGUUAAGAAUAUUGUCAGCUGAGCCGAUGAUAAUCUUUUGUGUGUGUUUAGAUAUGUUCAGUCAUCUGUUGAAGUGUAUACUUGACAUUUCUGAAGGGCAGAGCCUAUUGUAAUUGUGUGAUGCAAGGUACUAUGAUCCCAGACUCA